This is a messenger RNA of Brassica oleracea var. oleracea, 615 nucleotides long. RefSeq lists its product as uncharacterized. The coding region runs from base 1 to 615 and encodes 204 amino acids. Lineage: Eukaryota; Viridiplantae; Streptophyta; Magnoliopsida; Brassicales; Brassicaceae. The transcript has 2 exons. The record is from RefSeq and is a predicted model, not a curated record.
AUGGGAGACGAUGACAAUUCUCAAAGACGUGAUAAAGGUCUUGAGAUGAAGAAGGACAUACGAUGUCCGAUGCUAUCAUCAACCAACUACACUGUAUGGUCGAUGCAAAUGAAAGUGAUGCUUCAUUUAUACGAUGUUUGGGAUACGAUUGAUCCAGGGAGCGAUGAUGCAAAGAAGAACAAUAUGGCGAUUUCUCUAGUCUUUCAAUCAGUUCCGGAAGCGCUAAUACUUCAGAUAGGAGAACAUGAUACAUCGAAGAAGAUUUGGGAAGCUAUCAAAUCCCGUAACCUAGGUACUGAUCGCGUGAGAGAAGCGAGGUUACAGACUUUGAUGUCUGAAUUCGACAAACUGAAGAUGUCAGACACAUACACGGUGGAUGACUACGCAGGAAAAAUUUCAGGCUUAGCAUCGAGAGCAGCCGCGUUAGGAGAGAUAAUGGAAGCAUCGAAGAUCGUAAAGAAGUUUUUCAAGGGACUCCCAAGAACGAAGUUCAUUCACACCGUAGCUUCGUUAGAACAAGUGUUGGAUCUAAAUUCAACGGGGUUCAGAGAUAUUGUUGGGAGAUUGAAAGCUUUCGAAGAACGCAUAAAAGGAAGGAAACCAAAAAGCGAUUGA